CUACGAUGAAUUUACUAUGGCCCCAUGGGCCAAGUAGCCUCUUUCUAUUUCCAUAUCUUCUCUGGUGUCUAGUCGUUGUGAUCCUAUCAGUAGUCGUCUGGCGGCUCAUAUUUCACCCCCUUGCAGAUGUCCCUGGGCCCCUGUUGGCGGCUUCGACUGGACUAUACGAGGCAUAUUACCAGUGCGUAAAGGAUGGCGGAGGGAGAUAUUGGGUCGAGAUCGAGAAGAUGCACCGACGUUACGGUCCCAUCGUCCGUAUAAACCCACAUGAGGUGCAUAUCGCGGACCCGGACUGGAAUGAGGUAUAUAAGUACUCGGCGAAGGCAUCGAAGCCGCGGUGGUUCUACCUCCUGUUCUUCGGCAAAUUCCCAAGUACCAAUGUCGCCGAGUCGCACGCGCUACAUCAGCUUCGUCGAGGCCCGUUGCAGGCAUACUUUGCCUCGACUAACAUCCAGCAAUAUAUGCCCACGAUCCUAGCACAAGUCGAUAAGCUCUGCGUUCGCAUACACGCUGCCGACGGUUGCGUUCUUAACUUAAGCGAUGCUUUCCGCUGCCUCGCCACCGAUGUCGCGACCGGCUUCGCGUUCGGCGCCCCAUUCGGACAUCUCAACGAACCGUCUUUCGACCGUAAGUUCAACCUCUCCGUCAAGAUGGUCGUGCGCACUAGCAUGUGGAGUCGGCAUACCUUUGGGUUGCUGUUGCCUAUGCUGCAUAGUCUCCCGGAGAGCAUCGCGAAGAAGAUGAAUCCGGCUUUCGGCCGGGUGAAGUGGAUGAUGGAUACUAUGACCAGCUGCGUCCGGCGCUCGAUGAACAAGCCCGAGCCCGCGCCUGGCACCCCGUACGACAUGAUACAGACGCUGAUGUCCUCGAACCUGCCGCCGGAGGAAAAGACGUUCCCGCGGCUCUUCUCCGAGGCCCGGUCCGUCAUCAUGGCUGGCACCGAGACGACCGCGACGACCCUCGUCUGUAUCACGAGCAAUCUUCUCCGCGAUCCAACGAAGCUCCAGAAAUUACGGGCCGAGUUGGGUGUUGCUGAGGAAGUGAAGGGGGGCGCGCUUGAGUAUUCGGACCUGAGAGGACUGCCGUAUAUCACUGGCGUCGUUAAUGAAGGCCUUCGCAUGGCUAAUCCGACGCCGAGUCGGCUGCCGAGGGUCUGCGAGGACCAGGACCUGAUGUAUAAGGAGUAUUUUCUCCUCAGAGGCGCAUUCAUUUCGACAACAGCCCAAGACACGCACAACGAUCCCUCCAUAUUCGCGCAGCCAUACAAGUUUAUACCCGAGCGGUGGAUGGAUCCGGAGGAACGACGACGACUGGGGCGGUACUUACAGCCGUGGGGACGCGGCACGCGGCUGUGUCUAGGCAUGGAACUUGCAACUACUGAUUUAUAUCUAACCGUAUCUCGACUAUUCGGGCCCAGCGCCGGUUUCGAAAUGUGCCUACACGACACCGUUGACGACGAUUGGGUUCCGUACCACGAGUGGUUUGCUGCGUUUCCCAGAGGACGCGGGCUCAGGGUUAGGGUUAUCAGGAAGGGAGGCGAGGGAAGGGAGAAGAACAUAUAA
Messenger RNA from Daldinia vernicosa, 1562 nucleotides. RefSeq names its product cytochrome P450. The transcript is spliced from 4 exons. NCBI's taxonomy places the organism in Eukaryota, Fungi, Ascomycota, Sordariomycetes, Xylariales, Hypoxylaceae. The record is from RefSeq and is a predicted model, not a curated record. Bases 6 to 1562 code for a protein of 518 amino acids. Gene Ontology annotation, molecular function: heme binding; monooxygenase activity; oxidoreductase activity, acting on paired donors, with incorporation or reduction of molecular oxygen.